Messenger RNA from Mugil cephalus (flathead mullet), 2367 nucleotides. RefSeq names its product tripartite motif containing 107 (gene trim107). The transcript is spliced from 2 exons. Gene Ontology annotation, molecular function: protein binding. Lineage: Eukaryota; Metazoa; Chordata; Actinopteri; Mugiliformes; Mugilidae. The coding region runs from base 391 to 1842 and encodes 483 amino acids. The record is from RefSeq and is a predicted model, not a curated record.
AUUUGGAUCGCGCUUCUUUCUUUCCUAAAUGUGCUUAAUGAACUCGUUCGCGCGUCUUCCAGUGUCCUCGCUCCUUUGGGAUUAGGCGAACGUGUUUGUGAAGAAUAAUGUAAACUUCAUUAUUCUUUAUUUUAAAGAUGUCUAAUAGAGAUCAAAUGUAAUUCUCGAAGCAGAAUCCUACUGACGGCGAGUCUGGUUAGUUACAGGCUGAAGUGAACUAAGCCACAUGGACGUCUCGCUCGCUGAAAAUCGAAACUUAAAACACUUGUGCAGACGUGACGACGCACAACUGUUUAUGAGCUGCUGCUGCUGCUGCUGCACUUUGCUCUCCAGUCCUUGUUCAUCAGAUACAAUCCCGCAGUUACAUUUCCUCUUUACACACUUGCUGCCAUGUCUGUCAGUGAGAAUGAAGCAAGCUUCGUCACAGACCAUCCUCCCGAUUCUUUGGCUAUGGAGCUCACGUGCCCCAUCUGUUUGCAGCUGUUCUCCAAGCCAGUUUCUCUUCCCUGUGGUCACAUCUAUUGCCUUGACUGCCUUCAGACCAUGGGGGAAGGCCUUGACCAGCACUUCUGUCCUGAGUGCCAGGCCGAGUACCCGGGACCCAAAGCCCUGGUGAAAAACUUUAAAAUGUGCAGCAUCGUCGACACCUACAAAACCACAGUCAGCCAUGCAGCAUCAGACCAUCAACACUUUAAAGAUUGCGAGAGCCAAAUGGAGGGUGCAGAGUGUGAGGAAACGAUUGACGGUCAAGUUGGGUGCAGUGGCAUAGUCAAAAUGGAAAUGGACGAGCCUAAGUUCAAACUGGCAUCGCAGGUCACUGAGUUGACCGUCAAGCUGGAGAAUGCCGAGGCUGUUGAGAGGAGAGAAAAUGAAUGGGAGCUGGAGGUGACCACUGCUAAUGCCCAGCUGAGAGAGAAAGUAUCCAAACUGUUAGAGCAGAUAAAGGAUUUGUCACAGAGCUACUGUGACCAGGUGACCCAGAUGGUUGAGGAAGAGUUAGGUCCGGGUGAGGCCACUAUAAGGAGUCGAUGCAGUCAAGCCUCUGAGACGACCAAGCAGCUGAGGCAGGUUGUGCUCACAGCCGAGUCCCUGUUGACGGAGGACGAUGAGACCGCAUUCAGUGACGAUCUCCAACGUCUUCAACCGCGCAUCGUGGAGUUACUUGGAGAAGAAGAGGUGGAAGAGGAAGACCUCGUUGAAGCGAAAGUCAACUCCGCGCGAGUCUGUCCCAAGCUGGAAAACAUGAACGCGGAGCUGAGGGAAAGACUUGGAGAGGUUCAGCGCACCAUCCGGAACACCCUCAACCCUUCAGAGGUGACCUUUGACCCGGAAACAGCCCAUCCCAACCUCAUUCUCUCUGAGGAUUUAAAGACGGUGACUUUCAGCUCUGUCAAACAGCCCUACCCGUCCUCUCCUCAGAGGUUCAACAACUUCUACCAGGUCCUCAGCACACAGAGCUUCUCCGAAGGUGAGCACUGCUGGGAAGUGGAGCUUGAAGGUUCCCCGUGGAUCAUCGGCGUGUGCUACAGCGGGAAGCUAGCUCGCAACGGGCUGCCUUCUGCUUUGGAAAGCAGCCGGAGCUCCUGGUGUUUGAUGUGGUUCAACAACCAGCUGGCAGCAUUUGAGCAGAGUCACAGUGUACCACUAAAGAAGACCACGGUGUCGCGCAGGCUUGAAAUCAAGCUGAGCUUCAAGACCAACAGGCUGAGCUUCUACAACAUCAGCUCCACCGCUGGGAAGACUCAUGUGUAUACUUUUAAGAUUAACCUGACUGAACCAGUGCACCUAGCCUACAGGAUGAUGACAGGGCACCCCAAAGCCCGUGUCACUAUUUCUUCAUAAUCGGAGCUACGGUUUGUCAAAAUGUGCUGCAUAGGAAACAGAGUUAAGUAGUCAUAUCUAAAACACCCAAGCUAACACAUGAUUUUUAUGAUUUAAAAAGAACGAGGAUCCAAGGCAUCCUUCUCUGGUGUUCUCAACUCUCUGGCGUCUAGUAAUAAGGUAUCCUGUGCAAGCUGCCAUCUGUUUAUAGCUUGAAAUAGUCAUUUGAAUAAAUUCUUUAUCGCUUUUCCCUUCUGCCAAUAGAAACACAUUAUUCUUGUUUGAACUUCUGGAUAUGUUUCUUUAUUCAUAUAUAAAGUGUGUCCGGUACUAGAUGCUUUGUGUAAUCAUACAGGACUGCUUCUCAAGUUUACCUUGCCAUAAAAUAUGACUGACAUAGCAGUGUGCACAGAUAUAGUGCUCCAAACGGUACAUGGUGAAAUGUUUGUAUUUUUUGUAGCAUAAUGCACUCAAAUGUAACAUAAUUUAUAUGAAGUGUGUGGGGUUUUUUCUGCUUUAUCUGAUAAAUAAAUUCCUUGCAAAAUU